This is a messenger RNA of Hibiscus syriacus, 1353 nucleotides long. RefSeq names its product pentatricopeptide repeat-containing protein At1g62680, mitochondrial-like. The coding region runs from base 1 to 1353 and encodes 450 amino acids. Lineage: Eukaryota; Viridiplantae; Streptophyta; Magnoliopsida; Malvales; Malvaceae. Gene Ontology annotation, molecular function: protein binding. The transcript has 4 exons. The record is from RefSeq and is a predicted model, not a curated record.
AUGCCCGAAGGAAUCGCUCUAUUUUCCACCCUUUUUUUUUCUUCUUCUGUUAACCCCUUUGCUACCAACAUCGAUGCUUUAAAUAAGAAAUCCGUCUCUGUAAGUGGAAAGGGGAAAACGUAUGAUGGCUUCGAUAGUGUUGGUGAUGCUCUGAUUGUGUUUAACAAGAUGAUUGGCCAGUACCCAAAGCCUUCAAUUGUGGAAUUCACUAAAUUAUUGGCUGCCAUUGUUACAAUGAAACAUUAUGCCAUUGCCGUUUCUUUGUAUUGCCGGAUAGAAUUACUUGGAGUUUCUCAUGAUGUUUAUUCAUUCAACAUGUUGAUUAAUUGCUUUUGUCAAUUGGGUCGGGUUGAUUUUGGGUAUUCUGUUUUGGGGAAAAUGCUCAAGUCUGGUGUUGAACCUAGUGUUGUAACUCUGUCCACUUUGAUUAAUGGACUUUGUAAGCUAAGUAAGAUUUCUCAGGCUGUUAAUUUGUAUGAUGAAAUGUGUAAGAUCGGCCAUACAGAUAAAGCUGUUAGGUUUCUAAGGCUGAUGGAAGGAAGAGGUUUCAAACCCAAUAUUGUAGCAUACAGCACUGUCAUCGACUGUCUUUGUAAGCACGGGCUGUCAAAGGAGGCUUUCGAUCUCUUCUCUGAAUUGAAGGUUAAGGGCAUUGGACCAGACACUAUUUCUUACACUUGCUUAAUUCAUGGUAUGUGUAAUUUGGGCCAGCAAAAGGAGGCAACAAGGCUGUUGAACGAAAUGGUGGAUAACAACAUUUCACUCGAUAUUUUCACAUAUAAUAUAUUGAUCGAUGCACAUUGCAAGCAAGGUAUGGUUUCUGAAGCUGAGCAUAUUGUUGACGCAAUGGUAAAGCAAGCCAUUGAGCCUGAUGUUAUCACGUAUAAUGUAUUGAUUGAUGCACAUUGCAAGGAAGGAAUGAUCUCUAAAGCUGAAGAUAUUAUUGACAAAAUGAUAAAGCGAGGCAUUGAGCCUGAUGUCUUUACCUAUAAUGCAUUAAUAGACGAUUUGGAAACUCCAACGUGUGCCGAGUCUAUUUUCAGUUUAGUUGAUCUCUUAAGGAAACAGUCACCGAAGGAAGCUGAAGAUAUUGUUGACACGAUGAUAAAACAAGGCAUUGAGCCUGAUGUUUUCACAUAUAAUGCAUUGAUUAAUGCACAUUGCAAGGAACGAAUGAUCUCUGAAGCUGAGCAUAUUGUUGACAGAAUGAUAAAACAAGGCAUUGAGCCUGAUGUUGUUACCUAUAAUGCAUUCCGAGCAAUUCAUCUUUUCAACAUUCUAGGUCAGAUAAGGAGCUUAAGGAUCAAAACAUCAUCAGCUUAUGCCCCCCAUCUUUUGUCAACCAAUGGUUAA